AUGAUUAAUUUAGUCACAUGUUAUGAAAAUGGAGAAGGAACAGAAAAGAAUGUGGAGAAAGCAUUUUAUUGGUAUCAAAAAGUAGGAGAAAAUGAAGUUAAAUUAGUAUGUAAUGAAUGCAAGCAACUAUACAUUGAUUACCAGUGGUGUCAGCAAUGUAAUACUAAACGAUUUCAACAAGAUUUUUCUAAAUGGACUAGUAAAAAUGAAUUUGUUGAUAAAUUUAUUCAAGAAGCACAAUUAAAUGCUAAAAAUAGUUAUGAAUUUUUAGAGUGGAUACCUUAUAAUAUAUUGUCAGGUAUUAAUUAUUAUGAUAAAGGAGGAUUUAGUGAAAUUCAUAAAGCUAUCUGGUUAGAUGGACCUAUUUAUAGUUGGAAUUUUAACAAACAACAAUGGAAUAGAUGUAAUUUUCAAACAGGUUAUGAGGUUAUUCUUAAAACACUUAAUAGUUCAUCAGACAUAGAUAGUAAAUUUCUGGAUGAGGUAUAUUAUUUAUAUUUAGUGGUAAUUUUAUUUUUUUAUGCAUAAUGGAAAUAUUAUUAUAAUUGUCAGAAAAAAUCAUUUUCAAAAUUUAUUCAAUUCUUUGGGUUUAC
This is a messenger RNA of Rhizophagus irregularis DAOM 181602=DAOM 197198, 593 nucleotides long. NCBI's taxonomy places the organism in Eukaryota, Fungi, Glomeromycota, Glomeromycetes, Glomerales, Glomeraceae. The record is from RefSeq and is a predicted model, not a curated record.